AUGCGCCAAACCCCCAGCUCUGCGACUCCUAAGUACGGCCCUUUAGAUCCGAACGAUGCCAUGCCUGAAAGCGACCCCGACUCGGUGAUCCCGGCGCAGCUGUCCUUCCUCGCCAUCUACAACCCAACCCUCGGACCCACCGAUGAAACGUUGGAGGACCAGAUCGUCUUCUACACUUCGAGAUCCGAACUCAAGCGAACAGAGGGCUCAGCAAGUGAAGAAGCCGGUGCGGUGCCACCUCUAGAGAAUGGAAAGAACGAAAGGCUGCGCCAGAUAGGUCUGGCGCAAGGGAUGGUGAGCUUUGCCAGUAACUUCUCAACGGGAAAGCCACUGGAGUAUGUUGAGACCGAUAGAGCGAGAUUUGUUCUUUUGGAGUUGGAGCAGGACUGGUGGAUCGUUGCGUCUAUCGACUUAACUCGUCUACCUGCCGACUCGAGCCAUGCUUCCUCCACUGGGAAUGGAGAAACAUCUGCAUAUCAUUAUUCGGCAAGAGAAAUGGGGCCUCCUCAAUUACUCCUGCAACAACUGCGCCGCGCCCACUCGGUCUUCCUCCUUCACCACGGCGUCUCGCUAGAAGAGCUCUAUGGACGUGUUGGUCGCCCCGCAUUCUGUUUAUUCGUCGAGCGCUUCUGGGAAAAAUUUUCCUGGAACUGGGAGCUUCUUCUGACGGGAAACCCUAUCGUGGAGAUCUAUAAUGGAAUCAAACUCGCUGCAGGCGGAGAGCUGGGCAUUGGUGUUGGAGAGGAAGAGUGGGGAAGUGGUGAAAGAGAAGUCCUCGAAGACUUUGUCUCCCGGACAGACGGUUUGCUGGAUCUAGUCGUAUCUAGAUUUGGCGAGCCCGCUCGACAAAGAGAUGAUUCCACGCCGGCAUCAAAAACUGGUGAUGAGGAUGUCUGGUUGGGGCUGGACACAGAUCCCCGACCAGCAGAUGGUGUCGUCUUUUCUGGGCUUGGAAAUAUUUCCCGGUCCUCCUUAGCCAAUAUCUCGCACUGGAUGGAAUGGAUCUACAGAUAUGGCGACGCAGCUUAUGGAGUAGGGCGGGACCCGAACUCGCUGCGUCGACGGAGACCACGAAGACGGGACAAGCAGCCAUCUGGAAAUCCCACUUCUCCUAAAGCUACCGCGCAGCCUUCUACUCCCUGA
Penicillium argentinense is the source of this 1143-nucleotide messenger RNA. RefSeq lists its product as uncharacterized. The record is from RefSeq and is a predicted model, not a curated record. Gene Ontology annotation, cellular component: intracellular membrane-bounded organelle; Mon1-Ccz1 complex. Gene Ontology annotation, biological process: vesicle-mediated transport. The coding region runs from base 1 to 1143 and encodes 380 amino acids. NCBI's taxonomy places the organism in Eukaryota, Fungi, Ascomycota, Eurotiomycetes, Eurotiales, Aspergillaceae. The transcript has 3 exons.